Onychostoma macrolepis is the source of this 3247-nucleotide messenger RNA. RefSeq names its product ankyrin repeat domain 33Aa (gene ankrd33aa). Gene Ontology annotation, molecular function: protein binding. Lineage: Eukaryota; Metazoa; Chordata; Actinopteri; Cypriniformes; Cyprinidae. The record is from RefSeq and is a predicted model, not a curated record. The transcript has 6 exons. Bases 528 to 1892 code for a protein of 454 amino acids.
UUGAAUAAUCUCUAAGGCCAGCUGAGCUUCCUCUUUCUCUGCCUCAUUUCCUGAGUCUAUGCACUGCAAUAACUCUUCAGCUUCAGGUCAACAGUCUGAGAAAAUAACUGUGGCCGCACAUCACCUCUCUGCAUGCUCUCCGAAUCCAACUCAUCCAGCCAACCUGACGUGAUCCAGCUCUAAAAUUCCCGAAGGAUGAGUGGCCAUGCCUGUCUUAACAGAGCACCUGUGUCAAGAUUUGGAAGGAUUCUUCAGUGAUCGGAGGCCUAAGUGUCCGAUCGGAGGGCUUGGGAGGAGGGGACAGGCAGGGACACGGCUCUGUCCUGCGGGAUCAGACAGUCUUCAGUAAGAAUCCAUACUGGGAGGACUAAAUAGACACAGCAGGAGAAUGAUCUGAUCACAGAGAGACGUGGACAACGCUAAAACAUCUUCUGAGCACUUUUAAUGAUUCCAGGGAGGGAGCGGCGAGGACGCAGAUGAUGAUGAAGUGCCUGCUGAGCGUGUGAGUCCUGGCUCGUGCUGGCCAGAUGGCUGAGGUUAAAGUCACGGUGCAGGAGGAUCCAAAUCUGGGCUCCGGUCCAGAUGAGGAUGCCUCUGAGUUGUCAGUUUCGGAGAAUGAUUCAGAUUCUGGGAGUGUGCUGUCAGAUGACUCCGUGCUCCCUGACUAUGAACGGGAAGAUGCCAGUGGAUGCUCUGCCAACACCUUGUACCAAGCCUGUGCCAAGAACAAUGUGGCAGCCCUCUGCAGAGUUCUGGAGAGGGGUGUUACAAGAGACGAAGUCAUGGAACUAGACAUAAAUGGCAGGAACGGUCUGAUGGUGGCAGUCUCAAAAGGCUUUGUGGAUCUGGUGUAUGGACUCGAUCAGUGCCCUUUUCUGGAUAUCAAUCAUCAAGAUAAUGACGGCAACACUGCACUCAUGAUUGCUGCACAGGCUGGUUUUGUAAUCAUCCUCACCUACAUCCUAAAUUACUUCAGUGGCGUGGACAUGGAGCUCCGGGACAACCGAGGCUUCACCGCACUCCUCAAGGCAGUCAUGCAGGGCAGCAAUGACUGCGUGGCUUCACUGCUCAUGGCUGGAGCCGACAUAAAUGUUGUGGAUGCCACAAGGGGGAAGGACAUACGAGAAUGGGCUCUGAAGACAGGUCGCUUUGAGACUUUAAACAAACUUAGACGGCUGAACAGCAGGCCUCAGGCUGAACAAUUCAGUGAAAAAUAUGUCCCAGAGUGGCCAGACCUGAAGGAGCUAGUGGCCAAGGCCACAGCCACAAAAAGCACAGGACAGAAAGUUGCCCAUCGCCUGAAGUCCACGUUCACCUUUAAUUUUCCACAUGACCCCCAGGACAAAGGCAUCAUGGACCAUAUGGUGCGCAUGACCACAAGCAUCCACAGUCCCUUGGUGGUCACCGGAUGCCGUCCUUUGUGUCCAUCGAGCCCGCCGGAGAUUGGAAAGAGACGCUUGGCCGUGCCUGAACUGAUGCAGAUGCACCCUGGGAAAAAGCUUGAGGAACAUGCGAUACGGCACAGCUAUGGCUCCAUCUCUGUGGCAUCUACCUCCGCCUCUUCUGUGUCGCUGGGCUCGUGCUGCUCCGACUCGCAGCGGAGAGGCAGCGUGCUCUCCAUGGCCUCCAAUGGAGUUCGCAAGUUUGUCCCGCGCAGCAUGGCCCGCCGCAAUAGCGUGUUCCCCACCGGCUGCGUUCCCCAAAUCAAAGUGACCAAGUCUGGAGAGCCAACACCCAAGAAGGAGAAGAAGAAGAGGCUUACCAAAGGUUACUUAGAGCCACCGAUAUGGAAGUAUAAGGAGGCUAAAGAGGAGAAGAAAAAAGGGAAGAAAAAGGAAAAAGAAGAACAAGAGAAAAGGGAUAAAGGAGCCAAGAAAAAAGCUAACAAAUGAAUAAACUGCCAACAGGUUGCCAUGAUGCUAUCAGACUUGUCUGCCAUCAUUCUAGACCUUUCAUAUCCGUUUCAGGAGUUAAAGGGAAAUGGAUCUUGCUUUCACUGUCGUUUUAAAUGAAUGGAUAGCAGGACAAGGCAGUCUAAAGACAUUUGAUUCAUUUAUGUAAUCUCAAUAUGAUUUAUACCUCUCCAACAACCAGUAGGCCUAUAUUUACAUCCAUUUUGAAUAUUUUCACCUCUGUUUUUCAUUUCUGACGUUUCAGGUCUUCUUCUUUAAUGCUAAGGCAACAUUAUUCAUUGUAAUGGAUGAUUUUACAAAAGACUUUUUAAGCUACACUACCGUUCAGAAGUUUGGGUUCAGUAUGAUUUUCCAUUUUAAUGUUUUUGAAAGUCUCUUAUAUUCACCAAGGCUGCAUGUAUUCAAUACAGUAAAAGCAGAAAUGUUAUGAAAUAUUAUUACAACAUAAAGUAACAGUUUUCUGUUUUAGUAUAUUUUAAAAUAUAAUUUAUUCCUGUGAUGGCAAAGCUGAAUUUUCAGCAGCAUUUACGCAAGUCUUUAGUGUCACAUGAUCUUUCAGAAAUCAUACUAAUAUGCUGAUUUGGUUCACAACAGAAGCUCUUAUUAUUAUAAAUAUUGAAAGUAGUUGGGCUUUUUAAUAUUUUUGUUGAAACUGAUACUGAACUGAUUUCAGGAUUCCUUGAUAAAUAGGAAGAAGAGAACAGCAUUCAUUUCAAAUAGAAAUCUUUUGUUACAUUAUAAAUGUCACUUUUGAUCAAAUUAAUGCAUCCUUGAUGAACAAAGGUGUCAUUUUCUUUAAAAAAAAAAAAAAACAUAAAAAACAUAAAGAAAGAAAAUCAUACUGAGCCCAAACUUUUAAACGGUAGUGUAUUUGUCCCUGUACUGUUAUUGUCAUUUGUCUGCAUUACACUAUUCUGCAAGCACUUUAAUAGUCUUUUAUCAUACAGGCAAAAGGACACUUAGAAUAUUUAUAUUUUCUCUUUGCCUCUAUGCAAUUACAUUUGAAAUUAAAUGGAUGUAUGAAUUUGUUCAUUAUUUUGUCUUUUUGUGUCUCAGGGAAGGCACUUAUUGUGUAUAAAGCCAAGCACUAAAAUGACCCCUUGAAAAGAAAAAUCUAUGCAACACUCGUUUAAUUAUUAUUAUUAUCAUUGGUGUGCGCAUGAUUAUCCUUUAGACUGCAAGAUGGAAAUUGUUCUGUACAUUGCACCAGCUAAUAUGUUAUGUGUUCCUGUUUGUUUUGACUGACUAUACAUUGUUUGUGAUAUCUAGUUGAAUGAAACAUAUAAAGCAAAACAAAAACAAAAAAGAGAGAGACUUAUUCAAUAAAGUUUAAA